AGUGUGCCUGCGCACUUCGUGCAGCAUAGAGUUUCGCUAUUGUCCACCGUAGAUCGGACAUAUUCAUAAUGAAAGUAUUCAUCUUCUUAUUCGUUAUUGCGCUGAGCGUCGCGAAUAUUCUCGCCGAUUGCUUGGUGAACACGACGUUGGGUCGUGUAACGGGAGGAGAAAUUAUAAUAGAAUCUGGUGAGGAAGUCAAAUUUUUCUGUGGAAUACCGUAUGCAGAACCGCCGAUUGGACCGCUGAGAUUCCAGGAUCCAAUACCGAAGAAACCAUGGAAAGGUGUGUUCGAUGCAGACAAGGAGCCUUGCCAGUGCAAGCAGAUAAUCAAUGGUGCCAUAAUUGGCAGCGAGGAUUGCUUAUACGUGAACGUUUACGUUUCCAAGCUGAAGGAGGAUUCGAAAAAAUUGCUGCCCGUCUUGGUGUACAUACCCGAUCACGGCUCGAAUUGUAGUAUGGUCAUGUCCGGGCCGCAGAAGUUGCUCCACAACAGACACAGCGUGUAUGUGUGCAUCAGCUACCGGCUGGGCGUUUUUGGUUUUCUUAGCACCGGGGAUGAGUCAGCGCCUGGAAACUUUGGCUUAAAGGAUCAAUUGUUGGCACUGAAAUGGGUGCAAGAGAAUAUCGUGUAUUUCCACGGAGACCGGAACGAUGUAACCAUAUUCGGACAAGGUAGCGGCGGUGAAUCUGUUCACCUGCAGUCCAUCUCGUACCAAACAAAGAAGGAGUUCAAACGUCUCAUCUGUCUGAGUGGAAUUGCCUUUUGUCCACGUGCAUUCACCGACGAUAAGUCUUACUACGAGAAGCCCAAACAUCUUGGGAAACGUCUCAAGUGUCCACUAAAGAACAGCAAGGAGUUGAUCGCCUGCCUUCGAAAAGUGGACGUGAACAUAUUAAUCAAAGAAUCGUUUGAAGUUUUCAAUGAAAUCGACAUAGCGACAGCCACGACAUGGAGGCCUACGAAGGAACCGAAUGGUCCUGGCGCGUUCCUUAACGAUACACCGGCGAAUAUAGUAAAGCAUCACCGGAGGCCGAUUCACCCAAUAAUAGUCUCACACGUAAAGGACGAAGGAACGUUCUUCACCAAAAAUCUGCUGAAGAAUGAAAAGUUAUACGAACUGUGUAUAACUCGUCCAGUGGAGGUGAUAGAAAUGAUUCUACGGCAGUACCCACCAUUAAACGGAAAGAAUGUCAGGGAAUUAGCUAUAAAAGCAAAGGACUACUACCUGGGUAGCGUGCUACCGAAGGAGAAGGCAAUUGUUAUCGAAAGAUACACCAACCUUAUGUCGGACUUCUGCUACAACGUCCAGAUAAUUCACUUCCUCAGACACUUGCGGAAGAUUCAUAGUGUGUAUGUCUCCCGUUACAGCUAUCGCGGAACAAUCACGGCUACGGAGAGUUUCCAAGGCUCGUUGCAUGCAACCGGCGUCGGACAAGGUUCCGACUUAUUCUCCAUAUUCCCGAUGCCACCUAGUAUCCUAGGCCCCCAGUACAGCAACUUAAAGCCGUCGAAGAAUGAUGAACUUAUCAGCGAUAUCUACAUCGAUUUGGGGGUCUCUUUCGCUUACAAUAGCACACCGGUUUCGGGCGAUCUGAAAGAUCCCCAUAUGUGGAAGCCGCAGAAUAACCAUUCAGAAGUGUAUCUCGAAAUUGGCGAUGGUAGAAGCCCCAAGGUGACUGUAGGAACAAAAUAUUCGUGCAGCGUCGACUUUUGGUUCGAUAACCUGCCGCUAUUUUCCUUGGAUUAACGAAGUAUCGUGUGCACGGCCUAUCUCUAGCGGUUCGACGAUAAGAAUCAACCGGUCGCCGGGUUUCCAAGCGUACGCGUGCGUGGAAUUUUUGACUGUUUAAAUGCAAGAAUAAAAGUUAAAAAAAAAGA
Messenger RNA from Megalopta genalis, 1879 nucleotides. RefSeq lists its product as uncharacterized. Gene Ontology annotation, molecular function: hydrolase activity. Lineage: Eukaryota; Metazoa; Arthropoda; Insecta; Hymenoptera; Halictidae. The record is from RefSeq and is a predicted model, not a curated record.